UUUGUGCGCGUGUGCUUCAUUUGUCAACAUGUUUCUCUAACACUGUUGAAUAGUGGCACAUUUUUAAUUAUAGAAUUGUUUUAUAUAUACAUAUUUAGUUUGCAACUGCACGUGUUUUCAAACAGAAGCCAUGACUGACGAGGUGGGCUUUUUGAAUGUACAGCUCGAGGAGAAAGAGAAAGAAAUAGUCGCUCUGAAGAAUAAACUGGCACAUCUGGAAAAGAGCAAUGCCUCAGUACUGGAGCUGUAUGAACAAGUGACACCCCUAACGCCGCUUAAAGCCAAAGCAUCCCUCAGCAAUGAGGACAUCAUGAGGUACAGCAGGCAGCUCCUUCUGCCCGAGCUCGGUGUACAAGGUCAGCUAAACCUAUCCAAGACUUCAGUGCUGGUUGUGGGCUGCGGGGGACUGGGCUGCCCCCUGGCUCAGUAUCUUGCAGCAGCAGGCAUCGGGCGCCUGGGCCUGCUGGACUAUGACGAGGUGGAGCUCAGCAACCUGCACAGACAGGUGCUUCAUGGGGAGGAGAACCAGGACCAGGCAAAGGCUCUGUCUGCUGCUACUGCAGUUAAAAGAUUGAACUCUACAGUAGAGUGUAUUCCCUACCACCUGCAGCUCUCGUCGGAGAAUGCCUUGCAACUCAUUCAACAAUAUGACAUUGUUGCCGAUUGUUCAGACAACGUCCCCACACGGUAUCUGGUGAAUGACGCCUGUGUGCUCAGUGGCAAGCCUCUGGUGUCAGCCAGUGCUCUGAGAAUGGAGGGGCAGCUGACAGUGUAUAACUACCGUGGAGGCCCCUGCUACAGAUGUCUGUACCCGGUCCCCCCACCCUCAGAGACAGUGACCAACUGUUCUGACGGAGGGGUGUUAGGAGUGGUUCCAGGGAUAAUGGGCUGCUUCCAAGCUCUGGAAGUCCUCAAGAUUGCCUCCGGACAAGGCUCUUCCUGCGGCCAACAGCUGGUUAUGUUCGACGCUCAAGAUGCCAGAUUCAGGUCCAUCAAGCUGCGGCCCAAGCAGGCAGGGUGUGCAGUGUGUGGAGAGAACCCCAGUGUGACCCGGCUGGUGGACUAUGAGGCAUUCUGUGGCUCUGCUGCCACUGAUAAGUGCCGCAAACUCAACCUUCUUUCCAGAGAUCAGAGGAUCACAGUACAGGAUUAUAAAUCAAUAAUGGACACUGCAGAGCCCCAUCUCUUGUUGGACGUGCGCCCUCUUGUGGAGGUGGAUAUAUGCCACUUACCUACCUCCCUCAACAUUCCCCUCUCAAGUUUAGAGUACAGGAAGAGUGAACAUAUCCAGUUACUGCAGGAGAGAAUCAGCCAAUUAAAGCAGCAGAUGGAAGGUGACUGCAGGCCUCCAGUGUAUGUAAUCUGCAAGAUGGGUAACGACUCCCAGAAGGCGGUGCAAGUCAUGGAGAAGAUGAGUGGAUCCGAAGUGGACAGUAUUACAGUGAAAGACAUCAGUGGAGGCCUCAUGGCUUGGGCGAAGAGAAUUGACCCCACAUUUCCACAGUACUAAUUAAUCAAUGUAAAAGUCAAUAAACUGAAUUAUGUUUUU
This is a messenger RNA of Notothenia coriiceps (black rockcod), 1549 nucleotides long. RefSeq names its product molybdenum cofactor synthesis 3 (gene mocs3). Gene Ontology annotation, biological process: tRNA wobble position uridine thiolation; protein urmylation. The coding region runs from base 131 to 1510 and encodes 459 amino acids. Gene Ontology annotation, molecular function: thiosulfate-cyanide sulfurtransferase activity; URM1 activating enzyme activity; adenylyltransferase activity. The transcript has 13 exons. Lineage: Eukaryota; Metazoa; Chordata; Actinopteri; Perciformes; Nototheniidae. The record is from RefSeq and is a predicted model, not a curated record. Gene Ontology annotation, cellular component: cytoplasm; cytosol.